AUGUCAACAAACCCUCAGGAAUCCACUGACCCAUCAACCCCGCCUUGGUGGCCACCAACCGAUGAAGAAGUCUAUCCGCCCGAUCACCUCGUGCCCGAGGAGGUGCGCGCGGUACGCCCCGAUAUACGCGUCUUCUGCAACUGUCCUAAUUCCCGCCACCGCGACGUAACCGUAACCAUAAAAUGUGCGGAGAGGUCUCUAAAGGGCAUCAAAAUUAUGAAUAGAGACUACGGAUUGGCAAUCGACGGACUACGUGCUCAUGGUAACACGAAACGCAUAGAAAAGUUGAAGAAAUUGAGGAAUGAGCUACUCAAGUUCUAUGACGACCGUUACAACCGACAUAGUGGGGCGCCAGAGAAAGCCCCCAGUCUAAUGAUAAUGAACAAAAGAGAUUAUCCUAUGAUCGUGGAAUCGGACGAAGACUUCAAGCCUUGGGAGACCGCUGAAGUGCCUUGA
Messenger RNA from Bacidia gigantensis, 456 nucleotides. RefSeq lists its product as uncharacterized. The record is from RefSeq and is a predicted model, not a curated record. NCBI's taxonomy places the organism in Eukaryota, Fungi, Ascomycota, Lecanoromycetes, Lecanorales, Ramalinaceae. The transcript has a single exon. Bases 1 to 456 code for a protein of 151 amino acids.